AUGAAUAAUGAGCUAAGGAAAGCAGCCGUUAUGUUCUUACGAAAUGCUAUUGGACGUAUACUGGCCGAUCGUGACAUCAAGAGAAAGGAACAUGCUCAAUUACGAAAAGCAUGUGAGCAAGCAAUUGAAGAGCUUGAUACUGAUAGAAUUGAUGAAGGCCAAGGUACUACGACUAAUGUUCUACCAUCUAAGGGCCAUUAUAUAUAUGCUGAUCGAUAUUUUCUGCCCUUUGACCUUGCUUGUCAUUCCAGAUUGCCACGAAUUGUUAUUAUUGCUCUCGACUGCUUGCAGAAAUUAAUUGCAUACGGUCAUUUGGUGGGUAAUGGAAUUGAUGUGGCAAAUCCAGAUCGUCUUUUAAUUGAUCGUAUUGUCGAAGCCAUAUGUUCACCUUUCUACGGUCCAAAUACGGAUGAAGGUGUUCAGUUGCAAAUCUUGAAGGCAAUAUUAGCAGUCGUACUCGCACCAACAUGUGAAGUACAUAGAGGCACGCUUCUUUUGGCAGUUAGGACAUGUUUUAAUAUUUACUUAGCUAGCCGAAGUCCGAUCAAUCAAUCAACUGCGAAGGCUUCUUUAACACAGGUAAUUAAUACAGUCUUUGGAAGUGCACUGAAUGCAGGAGAUGUAGCUUCGUCGCCACACCAAAAUGAUGAAAAAAUUGUGCGAGCAGUUGUUAAUUAUUUGGUGGGACAAGUAUCAAUCAAUACCGAUUCUGCAUUAGGCCACAGUAAUCAUCAGGGUUCGACUUUGAAUUCGGUAAUGGCUGAAGUAUCAUUACCAUCUUCUUUUGCGUUAAAUCCAAUAUCAAUAUCAAUGACGUCAGAGUCCGGUGAAAAUAUCAGCGAAGAUGUACCAUCCGUACAUUUGCAUUUUCGCACUGUGCAGGAAGAAGACGCAUUUCUAUUGUUUCGAGCACUUUGCAGACUUUCAGUUAAACCAAUUCCCGAACGAUCUGAUCCAAACAGUCAUGAAUUACGUUCAAAGGAGUUAUCGUUGGAAAUGUUGUUGCUCAUCGUGCAGAAUCCCUCAUCCUUAAUACAUUCCUCACAGCCUUUUGUACUUGCACUGCGACAUUUAUUAUGCGUUUCACUUUCACGAAACGGGGUUUCACCAAUUGUUAGUGUUUUUGAAAAAUCAUUGGCCAUAUUUGUACAACUGGUCAAUAAAUUCAAAAUGCAUCUGAAAGUGCAAAUUGAGGUUUUCUUCAAAGAAAUAAUUUUUUCAAUACUGGAAAGUAGCUCAAGUUCAUUUGAACAUAAAUGGAUUGUAAUUAACAUGUUGGAGAAGAUUUGCGAAGACCCACAAAGUAUGGUUGAUAUUUACGUGAAUUAUGAUUGUGAUCUUACGGCAACUAAUAUAUUCGAACGUAUCAUUGAUGGUUUAUUCAAAGUUGCGCAGGGAGGAUCCGUUUCUGAUUACGGAAGUUCAGCUGCUGUAUUACAAAAACAACGCGAACGGUCCAUGAGAAUUCUGGGAUUGGAAUGUUUAGUUGAAUGCUUGCAGUGUAUGGUUGAUUGGUUUGAUGAUAUUAGUUCUAGUCGACCUCUUCCUGAUGAUGCGGAAAGUAUAGAUGUAUCAUCGGCUGAAGCUAUGAUACCACAAACUUCAGCUGUGUAUCAAUUUGAGCAAUUGAAACAAAAGAAGGAAACAAUGGAGCAUGGAAUUCAUCUAUUUGCUCGAAAAACGAAUCAAGGUUUAAAGUUUUUGCAAGAAAGGCAUUUAAUUGGUACUAAACCAGAAGAUAUUGCUACAUUUUUCCAUAAUGAAGAUCGAUUGGAUAAGACCGUUGUUGGUGAUUAUCUUGGUGAUGGUGAUGAUUUCAAUAAACGAGUGAUGUAUGCUUAUGUAGACCAAAUGGAUUUUUCGGGUCGAGAUUUCGUUACUGCUUUGCGCCUAUUCUUAGAUGGAUUCCGUCUUCCUGGUGAGGCUCAGAAAAUUGAUCGGUUAAUGGAAAAAUUCGCAUCACGAUAUUGUGAAUGCAAUCCAAAUCUUGGUCUUUUCGCCUCUGCCGAUACAGCAUAUGUUCUCGCAUACUCAAUCAUCAUGUUAACAACUGAUUUGCAUAGCCCACAGGUACGAAAUAAGAUGACAAAAGAGCAGUAUAUAUCAAUGAACAGGGGAAUAAAUGAUCAAUCUGAUCUACCACAGGAAUACCUAUCCGAUAUAUACGAUGAAAUUGCAGGACGUGAGAUUAAGAUGAAGCCAGGACUCAAUAAAUUACCUAAACAGAAUGCAACGGCGACUUCAGAGCGACAGCGUAAGCUGUUGCAAGAUGUUGAAUUAGCGGCCAUGGCUCAAACAGCUCGAGCACUGAUGGAAGCCGCAUCUCAUUACGAAGCUGAAUUUACGUCUGCUUCGCAUUGCGAACAUGUUAGGCCAAUGUUUAAGAUCGCUUGGACUCCUUGUCUAGCAGCAUUCAGUAUUGGAUUACAAACUUCAGAAGAUGAAAGUGUCAUAUUUUGGUGUCUGCAGGGAUUUCGUCUUGGUAUCAAAAUCGCUUGCAUCUUUCAUUUAAUCUUAGAACGAAAUGCUUUUAUACAAGCACUAGCGAGAUUUACAUUAUUGACUGCGAAAAAUUCUAUGGUGGAAAUGAAAUCGAAGAAUAUUGAAUCAAUCAAAUUAUUAUUAACUAUUGGCGAAGAAGAUGGAAAUUGUUUAGAUGAGUCUUGGAUUGAUGUACUAAAAUGUAUUUCGCAGUUAGAGUUGGCCCAGAUGAUUGGCACUGGUGUUAGAAAUUCAAAUACUUCAAUUGUUAGCGGUUCUUCGGUCCAGUAUGGGUUGAAAAAUGCUUCUCAUGUGGAUGAGCGGAUGUUACAAGAAUGUUUGGGUGAAACUACCUCACAGAGCGUUGUUGUUGCUGUCGAUAGGAUAUUUCAAGGAUCAUCAAGAUUGGAUGGCGAUGCUGUGGUGCAUUUCGUGCGAGCUUUGUGUGAAGUUUCGAAGGAGGAAUUGUCAGCGAGUGGUAAUCCACGAAUGUUUAUGUUACAGAAAAUAGUUGAAAUAUCAUUCUAUAAUAUGAAUCGUAUCCGUUUGCAGUGGUCUAGAAUAUGGACUAUCCUAGGAGAACAUUUCAACAAGGCAGGCUGUAAUGCGAAUGAAAAUAUAUCACAUUUUGCUGUCGAUGCACUACGGCAGUUAUCGAUGAAAUUUUUGGAACGAGGAGAACUGCCGAAUUUUCGUUUCCAAAAGGAUUUCCUGAGGCCUUUUGAGAUUAUCAUGAAUCGAAAUAGAGCUUUCCAAUCUCGAGAAUUGGUUGUAGAAUGUAUUAAUCAUAUGGUAAAUACACAUUAUAACAAAAUAAUAUCCGGUUGGAAAAACGUAUUUUCUGUCUUUACAAUGGCAGCCAGUUUGAGCGAUGAAGGAAUCGUUGAAAAUGCAUUUACGACAACUAAUUUUAUAAUUACUACGGUAUUUGCUACAGAAUUUGGCAACGCACUGGAUUCAUUUCAAGAUGCCAUCAAAUGUUUGUCAGAAUUCGCAUGCAAUACGAGUUUUCCAGAUAUAUCCAUGGAAGCAAUUCGACUAAUACGACUUUGUGCAACAUAUGUUUCAAGCAAUCAGCAGCAAUUCAUAGAACAUCAGUGGGAGGAUAGCGCAAAUUUGCAAGACGCUCAACGGAUUUUCUUACGUGGAUGGUUUCCAAUUAUGUUCGAAUUGUCGUGUAUUAUCGGAAGAUGUAAAUUAGAUGUAAGAACAAGAAGUUUGACUGUUAUGUUCGAGAUUAUGAAAACAUUUGGAACAGAAUUCAAGAAUGAGUGGUGGAAAGAUUUAUUUCAAGUUGCUUUUCGGAUUUUUGAUGUCAUGAAAUUGGCUGAGGAGCAAAAUGAAAAGCGAGAAUGGAUGCGAACAACGUGCAACCAUGCUCUUUAUGCUGUUGUUGAUGUCUUCACUCAGUAUUAUCCUGUUUUAUCAACAAUUUUAUUAACUAACAUUUAUGAACAGUUAUACUGGUGUGCUCAACAAGAAAAUGAGCAGUUGGCUCGUUCAGCUAUUAAUUGUCUAGAAAGUUUACUUCUUCUCAACGGAUCCAAAUUUACGGUUGAAAUGUGGAAUGAAACGAUUAUCCUGAUCGCGAAUAUUUUUAAUGUAACACUUCCGCACUCACUACUUACAUGGGAACCGGAUGAUGUCCUGAACACGUUUAUCAUACCAAAUGGUGAGAAUCACCAAGUGAGCAAUGAUGGUACUCAUCAAAUAGUGUUUAGUUCAAGCGGUAACGAUGCAUUGUUUACAACAGUAUUGGUUCGAUGUAUUGUACAGUUGGAGUUAGUCGAUGCUGUAAAUAGUAUUAUAUUCGGUCAAGAGUCUGUGAAAAAGGAUGAAGCGAAAGCAAAUGCAGUUUUAUCGAUAGUAUCACAACCGGAAUCAUAUAACAAACCUACUGGACAAGAGUUACGGAACGGAGAUUUUAAACAAGAAGUUGUUGAUAAUGUUGAGAACGGCACCUUAGAAAGUACAGAUGGAGGCCUCUAUAAAUAUAUUGAAGUGGAUCAUCUCAUGCGACUGGUUGAAUGUCUUCUUGAUUCUCAUAUUCUUGCUCAAAAAUUUAAUGGCAACAAUACUCAGCGUACGUUGCUGUGGAAAGCCGGUUUCAAAGGUCGAAGUAAACCGAAUCUUUUGAGACAAGAAACACGUAGUGUACGAACUGCCCUUAAUAUAUUGUAUAGAUUAUAUACUGAUACUGGAAAAACAUCAAUGCAGCAAAAAAUUAAUAUCAAAAUCAAAUUGUUGAGGGUGGUAGAGAACACGCUCGAUUACUAUUCAGAAUUAAAAUCCGAGCAACAUCGACAAGCUUGGAUUCCGGUGGUGCAUUUAUUGCUAGAAAAAACAGAUGCACUUUCUUCAGCGCAGCUCAUUGAUCUUGGUCAAGAUUAUGCGAUAACUAUGUGCCGUUUGGUGGAAUGUGAAAUGCGUGAAGAUUUAAGUUAUUCGUACAACAUUUCCUCUUUGUUUUUUAAAACAUAUCGACAGCAUUACGACAGUAUGACAGUAAUAGAUUCUUACAAUUUUCCAAUAAUUGGUUUAUUUUUGAAUUCGGUAGCCGGUUGUCAAUGUCGCAGUAAUUAUUUUAAAAAGUGCGAUAGUGAUUGUUGUGUUUUGCUCACUUAA
This is a messenger RNA of Brugia pahangi, 5106 nucleotides long. NCBI's taxonomy places the organism in Eukaryota, Metazoa, Nematoda, Chromadorea, Rhabditida, Onchocercidae. The record is from the annotation of a GenBank genome assembly.